GUGUUUCUUUUUACAUGAAGACGAUGUAAAAUGGUUAUCAGUAUCGUUGAAACGAUCACGUCGUGCAUGCUGCUUUACUAUGUGAUUGUUUAUCUUCCAAAAUACGAAUAAGCAUCGCGGAUGCGGGUUUCGUUAUCGUUCGCGUAGUGGUUCGGUUGUAGUGCCGGUCUUCUUGUAUGUACUUUAUAAAAUUCGACAGCGUUCUCAUUCAUUUAAUUAAUUAUUCGAUUACUAAAUCGAUCGCGAUGUUUACUUCAUCAUCUGUAGAUACUACUUUUGGAACUCAUCGUCGAAACAAUUUACUCAGAUUUUAAAUCAGUGCGCGAUACGGAGAUGACAAGAAUAAGUAAUCCGAAUAUAAAAUUGGAUUAAAGCGCUGGCGACGAACGAUCGAGCCAUUGUUGACUAAAAAAAGUGUUUGAGGUGUCACGUGACAAGAUUGAUAAUUGUUAUUUGAAGGAAGAAAAUUACACCUUUGUGAAAAAAAAUAUACCUACUUCCUUUACUGAAGAAAAAUUAAAAAUAAUGGAUGCUAUCGACAACCCAUCAUAUUUUUCAUUCCCAAGCGAAGCUCAAAAAAAGUGCAAGAGUAAUUUCAUACGCAGAUGGAACGAAAACAGAUCGAGUGCUACGCUACCAGCGAACGCAUCCUCCAAAAAAAACACUUCAUCUUCCGGUCCGAAACGUAAUUUCAGAUCAUUAUUGAGAGCGAACAGCGCAGAUACUCAUCUUUUGGUUCAAGGCAAACCUCGACCAUCCGACUUAGCACCCUCCGUGUAUUCAAUUAAGCAUCAAAGACACCGAAGCAUCGGAAACGUUAUCGGUUCGAAUGAUUUACUCCACCAAGACAUGGUUCAUUGUGGAGGUGUCGGUAACGACGACGGAGACGUUUUUUUAUCCGAUGCUACCAUAAACUCGCAAUAUUAUAACUUGAUGGGUUCGUCACCGCAACGAAUUUUAACUCCUGGAAGAAGAAGGCAUUCUAUUGGAUCAUUUUUAAAUCGUGAUCGAAGCUUUAGUGCUGGUAGAAAUGAUGAAAAUCUCAAUCGAGAGUCGUCAAUUAGAAGGAAAUUCAAACGGAUAACCAUCGAAAAAGCGCAUAAAAUGGAAGAUGAGUUGGAUGUACUGUUGAUAUCAUGUGGCGAAAACGAAACAUCCUUGACUUGGGGUAAUUACCUGAUAACCUGUUUCCAACAGAUUUCCAAAGACCGAAAUAUUCCAUCUUUCAAAUUACACAGCGUUAAAUUAGAAGAUAUAGUAGCACCGUUGCUCGAAAAUGGCACCAUUGAUAAAUACCCAGAAGCCAGAGUACAAAUCGUGGUUGUAUGUCCGAAGUUCAUGGAGAAAAUCCAAUCGAUUCCAGAAGCUGAAACUUCACUGGGUAAAUUAUUCCGGCCCGAAAAAGUGGUAGCGUUGAUGUUGGGGUUAGGCGUUCAGGAGCAAUGGGAUAAUAAUCAUAUUAGAACAGUUAUUCCUAAAUACGAACUGUGGAGGAAAAUGACGGUGAAGGACGUGGAUAGAAUAUCGGUGGAAGAUUUUCUCGGGGUGGCCAUGGAUAUCUUGAGUAAAUCUCGACAGAUACAAGAAGCCCUCAACUUGGAACAGCAACAAACUCAUUUCUCAAUAAUGCCUAAAAAAAUCAAAGUGGGACAAAAUAGAAUAUUAGUGCUUUUAAACGAACCUAUCACGGUAAAAGACGAUAUCAAAAUAACAAUUGACAAAAAUGGACAACAUCUCGAUGUCGGAACGGUGAAACGGAGGAACCCGUAUACUUUACAAUUCUCCGUACCAGCUUCCUGUUUCCAAAUUUCAAUGUUGGUGUUCGUUUGCGUGGAAAAAAAUGGCAAAAAUUUGGGCAGAAGGCAGGUCAAGUGUGAAAGUAAAAUGAGAGAAUUAGAUCAAAUAAUACGAACGCUGGAAAAUCCGAUUAAUUUCAUGUGUCAGAGUUUCAAUUUGAAUAUGAACGACAAAGAUCAGUUGGAUACCUUCUUGUGUAACGUAUUUCAAAAAAAUGUUCCACCUCAUUUUCAUUUACUUAAUCCUUGCAUUCCAAUCGACAAAACUACCACGAGCAAUGAAGAAUUUCCAACGCUUUUACAUUUCACCGCAAAAUAUGGUCUGGAAAAAUUAUCUUGGGUACUGAUGGAGAGUCCAGGUUGUGAACAAGCUUGCCAUAUUCGUAACUGUUCUCAAAUGACUCCUUCUGAAAUAGCAGAACGAGCGAAUCAUACACAAUUAUCCAAAAUUUUGAAAGACUUCAAGCAUAUGGCUGAACUGUCAAACGUAUACAAUUACGUGAAAAAUAUGAAUUCCGGUAAGGAGAAAAACACAUCUGAAAAUAACUACAUGUUACCGAGACCUGUAGAUGAUACCUAUCUAAUUCCACCAGCGGCUCGACCAGUUGAUCCAUCUUUGAUGCCUCCACCGAUCGCCGAUUCUCCAAAUUCUCCAUCAGGCUCGACUUCUGAUCCUUAUUACAUGAAUUUUAAAAGAGGUCAUGUUCCAUCCAUGGUGAACACACCCGUGUCUCCAACAUCCAUCAAUUCUCUUACCUCAUUUCAAAAUUAUGAAGUUCCACCAACUGCUCGGCCAUGCACUCCAUACACUCCAAAUUCACCGACUUCACCAAUCGGUAAAAAAUUCGAGGGAUAUUUGGAAAUGAAUCCGAUAGAAAAAGAAUUGAAUAAUUUUGGCUCCGUCAGUAGUUUUAAUACGAAUAGCGAAUUUCCUGAAAAUUUUGGUAGUUUUAAUAAAUUAGACACUUGUGAAGGAGUAUCUUCUCCCACCGAUAGUACUGCAACGUCCAAAUAUAGUAGUGCAAGUCAUCUACUGAGCAGAGAAAAAGUAUCACCUGAUGACGAGUUAUUAGAAAUAAUUAACGAUUUCAAACACGACGUUUUGACAAUCAAUGAAGUUGAAGCUUUGGUUGAAAAAUGGCAGAAUCGAAACGAUGUUCAACAGUCAUUCAAAGAUAGACAAGAUCAGCUGGAUAAAAUGAGGGAAGAAUAUGAUAGAAUACAGCGCAAAAUGAAAGAACACAUGAAAAGCACACCUUUGGAGAAAAUUCGAAGAUUUUUCAGUCGUGGAAAAUCAAAACGUCGCAAUUCUCGAGAUAGAGCUAGUAGUUUUGAAUCUGAUAUGCUGACUGCUUUUAAAGCAGCAAGUAGCAACAUUAGCAUACAAAGUUCAUCAUCGAGUGCUUCAUCACGUACCAAUAGUAUAAGUAAUGGAAGUGGAGGAAAUAACGACGGUGGACAAAGGCAAUACGAUCGGACUAGAUUAUCAUUGGAGAAACUAAAUCCAAAGAAAAAGAAGUUCAAUCAUUAUGUUGAAAUCCCUGCAUCUGUUGCAAAACCAGUAGAAGCUGCAGAUAAUUCCGAAUAUGUGCAACCUGAUAAUGUGCCACCCACCUCUCAUAAUAACCGCUUGAGUAGCUGUAGCAGUUCAGUAGUAAAUGAUACCAUUCACGAAUGCAUCGAAAGUGAUAAUAUGGAGUCGUGUUCAAAUUCUAAUGCGAAUUUAGAAAUCAGGCGCAAUACUUAUCACUCAAAUGGCACUGUUUUGAAAAAUUACAAAAGCCUAGAUCACUUUCGAACAAACUCAUUACGACUUGAAUCGAAGAAGAAAUCAAAAAAUGCUCAGAACAAGGUCAAAAGCGCCGAAAAUUUGAUUUGUGAUCGUGAAUGGGUGAAGAAUAAUAAAAAUGGAGAAAGAACUGCCCCAAAUUCGGAUACCUCAUCCGAAGCUACUUCAAAACCAAGCGGUACUGCAUCUUGUCAAAUCCUUUGUGCUCAAACAAUCCAGUGCUUGUCUGGAUUGACUAAUGAUGAAGCUCAAAAUGACGAUAUGCCUACAUCAUCUGAUCUUACUUUCCAAUUUGAUAAAGAACCUGAUGAUAAUGAAAGCUCAACGCUGUCAGAAUGUGGUAGUGUCGAUUCUCGUCAGAAUUCCUCCCUAGAUCUAUCUUCACUGUCACUUAAUUCUAAUUGCACAGUGGAUGAAAAUGGAGAUAUCAAGUGCUCCCUGGAGUUCAAAAUCACAGAAGAAGGCGAGAUGGAAACAGAAGAUGCUCCUUCAAUAUUGUCAAUGGAUCAUCAGUGCGCUAAAAUGUGUGCUUCGUUACCCGAAUAUGCGAACGUUACUAUGCAAAAUUCACCCACCAUACCACGUAGAUGCGGAUACACAGUGGUUUCGUCUUAAUUCGAUGUAAUUUUAGGUUUUAAUUUCAUACAUUUUCAAUAUUCUCAUGACUUACUUGUAUGAUAUGUACCAUUGUACCUAUUCAUAGAUUUUAUACGAUGAUUGUUUUCAAUUUGAAUUUACCUAUACUCAUUAGUUUGUUUUUUAUUUUCUGUUUUUCAUUUGUGGAGUGUUGAUAUCCUUUCCUUGAAAGAUGCACCUAGGUCUAGGUUGUUUGAAAAAAAAGUCAUAUUUUUUUUAUCAAUUUUGUAAAAUAAAUUUUUCUUUUUAAAAUACA
This is a messenger RNA of Planococcus citri (citrus mealybug), 4477 nucleotides long. RefSeq names its product phosphoinositide 3-kinase adapter protein 1-like. The transcript has 18 exons. The coding region runs from base 526 to 4200 and encodes 1224 amino acids. The record is from RefSeq and is a predicted model, not a curated record. Lineage: Eukaryota; Metazoa; Arthropoda; Insecta; Hemiptera; Pseudococcidae. Gene Ontology annotation, cellular component: cytosol. Gene Ontology annotation, molecular function: transmembrane receptor protein tyrosine kinase adaptor activity; fibroblast growth factor receptor binding.